Molecule: messenger RNA, 1697 nt
Organism: Marmota monax (woodchuck)
Lineage: Eukaryota; Metazoa; Chordata; Mammalia; Rodentia; Sciuridae
Product: serine protease 44-like
Exons: 5
Coding region: 1-1029 (342 amino acids)
Biological process (GO): proteolysis
Molecular function (GO): serine-type endopeptidase activity
Source: RefSeq, a predicted model, not a curated record
AUGGCGCUCAGGGGCGGCUUCCUGGGCCUGUUGGCCUGGCUCUUGCUCCUGCAGCCACGGCUUGGCCAGGCCCGCUCGGCCUCCGCGCCCUCCGACCCCUCCGAAAUUUCCGAUCCCUCCAACCCCUCCGACCCCUCAGAGUCCCCUCCGCCCACCGACAAGAUGCUGCUGACCCCGCCCGUGGCCACGGGGCCCACGGGGCCCACAGUUAUGGUGUCUGCUCCAGCAUGUGGCCACAGGUCUAUGAGGAUAGUUGGUGGAAGGCCAGCCGUGCGGACAAGGUGGCCCUGGCAGGUGAGCCUGCAGAUCAAUAAUCAACACAUAUGCGGAGGCUCCCUCAUCUCCAAUCAGUUCGUGCUUACUGCAGCCCACUGCAUAUUUGGCCAUCUGGAAUACACAGUGAAGCUGGGGGACGAAGACCUGAAACAUCGAGCCCCAACGUCAGUCGAGAUCCCAGUCAAAGACAUUGUCAUCCACCAGUAUUACUCUCCUCUUGGAAUCAUCGAACAUGACAUUGCACUUGCUAUGCUGGCCUUCCCUGUGAAUUACUCCACACACAUUCAGCCUGUAUGCAUCCCUGAAAAGUCUUUCUUGGUAGAAACUGAUACCUUGUGCUGGGUCACCGGAUGGGGCAAGCUAAGCGAGCUAGAAAGGGCAUCAGAAGAGCUUCAGGAGGCUGAGCUAAACAUUAUUCGUCACCAGAAAUGUAAUGAGUUGCUUCAGAAAAGGACAAAAACUAAAGUUCAGUUUACCAAGGAAGGGACGGUCUGUGGCUAUAAUGAUGAAGGAAAGGACUCCUGCCAGGGAGACUCUGGGGGCCCCCUAGUCUGUGAAUAUAAUACAACAUGGAUCCAGGUGGGAAUUGUGAGCUGGGGCAUUGGCUGUGGUCGCCUUGGCUAUCCUGGUAUAUAUACAGAAGUUAGUUUCUACAGGGACUGGAUAGUUACUCUAAUGAACCGGGCUUCCUGUCUGGACUCAGCAAACUUCCUCAUGUUAAGCCUGUGUGUAGUCAUCCCGGUGACCCCGUGAUUACCCUGGCCCACUCCCCUCCUGUUUCUGAGUCUCCCACUAGGCCUCUCCUCUGACUUCUCUUUCCUUCUCAAUGCCCUUUCUUCAAAUUCUGGUUGGGAUUCAUCCCCCUGAGGAGAUCCACAUGGAGCACAGCAGGGAGACUGGGGCCUAUGAAGUGUCCCAGCUGGUGCUCUGCUCAUCUGCCUCAGCCAACCUGUGCCUGCUGGGAAUAUGGGUGAACUGAUUCUAGCUAGAGGGCCAGCAGACCUGCCAUUGGGAGCGUGGUGACUUAGGGACACCUUGCAGAACAUCUGCCAAAGGAGAGAAUUCAUCACGGUGAAGGAAGGCCGAACCUGGCCCUAAUUUCAGGGUCUCCCUGAGAAUUUGUCAUACCAACCUGCAAGGUGAUUGCAGAGGCAGUGAAGGAGGCCCUAGCAGGUCCCUGCAGAGGUGUGAGGCCUGGGACUUUAGCAUCUGUCUUGGUGCCUGGAGUUGGCACAGGUUUCCCUGUACCCAGUGUGGCUCUGUGAGUGGGUAGCCUGUGGCACACAGGCCUCAUGGGGCACCCCAGACUGGCACCUCUUCCUCAGGGCCCUAGUGGCUGCAUUAGGGACACUCCAAGUUGUGUUGAGGCAGUUUUGAGUGUGGAGAUUUCAGAUGUGAACUGAAUAAAUGUUUGUUGGAGA